Messenger RNA from Oryzias melastigma (Indian medaka), 1787 nucleotides. It is a transcript of the gene scpp7, whose product is annotated as secretory calcium-binding phosphoprotein 7. The transcript is spliced from 8 exons. NCBI's taxonomy places the organism in Eukaryota, Metazoa, Chordata, Actinopteri, Beloniformes, Adrianichthyidae. The record is from RefSeq and is a predicted model, not a curated record. Bases 536 to 973 code for a protein of 145 amino acids.
CGUUUGAAUUAGUUUUUAACUAUUCACAAAGUAUUGUUACAUCCUUCUUUUUGAUCAUUAAAUAAAAUGGGUUUUACUAUUGAAAGAUGUUUGUAAUGAAUAAAAGUGUAUUAAAAAAUAGUGAAAAAUAUUAUGAAAUAUUUUCAUAGUUCCUUUCAUAUUCAUGCAUUUAUAAAGUACAAUGUGAAUGCAAGAGGUCACCAAGUUGAUUUAUUGAAAAAAAAAACAUAAAAGACUCGCAGCUCUUUUUAGAGUUGAAAGAGUCUUGCACAUUUUGCCUUAGUAUCCUGGAGUUAUUAAUGUGGUUCAAGCCAAAAAGAUAAAUAUGUUUAUGGGUUUUUCUCACGGAGACAGUACUGGCAGCUCCCCAUCAUAAAGUUUCAAACUUUGGCUCAGCAUCAAAACCUGUCAAAAAGUUUGCACGUGCUUUGUGGCAUCAGCGAAUAAAUAGGAGCAGGUCUCCCAGAGCAAAGCACAUCCCUCACCUCGAUAUUUUGUCUGCACGUUCUGCUAGAAGAAAAAGCUUGUUUCAAAGAUGAAAUUGAUCCUGGUUGUGUCCUGCAUUCUUGGGGUGGCUUUCUGCGCCCCUAAACCACAAGGUUACAAGGAGUUUGACAUCUAUCAUGCUCCGGCUGAGGCAGCCCAGGCCAUCCCUGCUGGAGCCCCAGCUGGAACUCUGGAAGUUCUGCUCCCAGUGGACAGCCUGAGACAACCAAUUGGAGGAGCCGUCAGUGGCUUCAUCAAACAGGAGAUUCCACGGGGAAAUGGUGAAGAUGACGAAGUGUACUACCCCUUUGGCUUUAACGUGCCAGCCCCUGCUGCCCCAGCUGCCCCUGCUGCCCCUGUCGUCCCUGCUGCCCCUGUCGUCCCUGCUGCUCCUGUCGUUCCUGCCGUUGAAGCUCCAGUUCUGGUCGUCGCUGCUGUCCCGGCUCCUGUACCCAAGGGAGAUGAUGAUGAGGAGGAAGAUGACUGAGAGCAUCAGCAUUUUUUUUUUUUUUUUUGCUGCCACAUGAGCCAACAGGUAAAACACCUGAGAAUAUGUUUGAUCUUCGUGUAAAUUUUGGCAAAAAAAAUGUGUGGAGACAUUCAGUGAUCAAGUAUUAAUUAUGAUUAUUUGAUUUUUGUUUUUGUUUAAGGUGAUUGGAGGAGAAAGGCUUGCAACUCUUCCAAACACCCCCCCCCCCCCUUCUCCAGCCAGCACUUCUUUUGACUAAAUGAUUUACAGAUAUGGUGCUUUGCUGUCCAUGCACUGUGAAAAUGGUGCUAGUUUAGUAAAUCAUUACAAGUAAAAAGCUACAACUAAAAAUGUGAUUUUUUUUUUUUAUUUUAUUUUAUUUUACAUCUUUGCAUGUGUUUCCAUUUCUAUAAACUGUCAUGUUUGCCAACUUUCCAAUAAAUAAAACUGUUGCAUUCACAAAUUCAUUUGUGGUUCUUCAUUAUCUGCUCAACAUUACUGUUUAAGUGCCUCAAAAAAUGAAACUUUGCAUUGUGGUUUCUAUAAAAUAAAAUUCAGUCAAAUAAAAGAUUAAUAGAACCUUUAAAAAUGUAAAAGAAAAUAUGUCCCACUAAAAUAGAGUGAAGUGAUAUUUCAUCCCAGGGGUUCAUUUUCUAGGAGGACACAAUCGUGCCUUAAACCCUCUUGUUUGAAUGGUAAUUUAUAUUAAAUAUAUAUAUAUAACUGCCAUAUUUAUGGGGCUUUUGAAGAUAUAUUUAAUCAGAAACAGAUCAUAAUAAAACAUAAAUGCAAGUAUCAUUAAUGGGGAUCUUUUACAUACACAUAUAUAUAU